AUGUCUCAACAACAGGAGCAUCAUAGUACACACGAUAAUGAACACGAGUUCGUUGAAGAGGCGGUUUUCAAGUAUGUUUCUGGUCCUAUAACAGGUGUGGCAGAAUCAGACAGCUCUACAGUUGCUGUUCAAAGUGCCAGUCGGGGGACAUCUACAGCAGGUACGACCACUGCAUCUUCAGCAGUGGGUGGGGCUAAUCACGAGGAGAUGCGUGGUGGGGUUCAUAGGCUUGGUGAUGAUGGGAAGGUGAAGGUGAAGGAGAUGGAUUGGUAUUUGGAACACAACGAGGAUGAGGAGUUGCACAGUGGGUCGGUUGAUGUGGCAGGGGGAUCUAGAGGUGGUUCUGAAAGUGGUGGGAAGGACGCUAAUGCGGCGGCAGCUGCGGUGGCGGCGGCCGCAGUAGCAGCUGCGUUGGGUCAAAGGGGUGGCAAGAGACGUGGUUCUAAUGAGGAGUCUGUGAGGAGGAUUAAGAAACAGAAGCCUAAAUCCAAGAAAAUCAAGUCUCAGCUUGCAGCUGUAGAUCCGGAGCUUGCUUCUUUGGAUAAUACUGAUAAUGAUCAGUUAGUGCGCAAGGCUAUUAUGGAUGUUGAUAAUAUAUCGCAGCACCCUGAUAUUCAGCAGUAUCUAAACACGGAGGAUGAAGCGAAUGAAAAGGAGAAGAAUAAGGAUGUGGACCUUAACCUACCUGCAGCAUAUGAGGAUAAUGAGCCGAAAAUUGCCUUGAAAAAGGCCGAAGUGUUACCAAAGAUAUUAGAUCCAGACUCCCCAGACCGUGAUAUUAGUAAUCUCAUUAGAGAGGCUGUCAAGAAGGCUGCCCAUAUUAUUAAUCCCCAGACGCAGUCUACUGGUAAAUCCUUUGACGAAACAGAAGAGGAAGCCUUAGAACAGUUUGUCCAAGACUACCAAGUUAUUAAGGGUAUGACUAGAAGACAAAUAUGUGAGAGGAUUUGGAGCAACGAAAGGAGGAAAGACGACUUUUGGACCAACAUUUGUAGAGUCUUACCUUACAGGACCAGGUCCUCGAUAUACAAGCAUGUUCGUCGUAAGUACCACAUCUUUGACCAACGUGGGAAGUGGACUCCGGAAGAGGACGCAGAGUUGGCCCGCUGGUGCAUGGAAAAAGAAGGGCAAUGGUCCAAUAUUGGCAAAGUAUUGGGAAGAAUGCCUGAGGACUGCAGGGAUCGUUGGAGAAACUACAUAAAAUGUGGUGCCAGUAGAGCUUCUAACAAGUGGUCUCCGGAGGAAGAAGAGAAGUUGAAGACUGUAAUCACUGAGAUUUUAGAGUCUGCGCCAAAAGUUAUUGAGGACCUUGAUGGGGAUAAGGAUGAUGGCUAUGAAACUGCUGAUGAAAAUCGCGACACAGCAGAUCCAGGGAUUUCGUCGGCAGAAAAUGUUAUAGCUCAUAACAUUAAACUAGCUAAUGGAGAUGUUGGUAGCGAGAGUGACAAGAAUAGCAAGAGUAACACAUCAUUGACGAACAAAUCCAGUUCCCCAAGAGAUGUGAUCAACUGGACCAUUGUUAGUGAGCGUAUGGGCGGUAGAAGAUCCCGUAUACAAUGUCGCUACAAGUGGAACAAGCUACUGAAGAAGGAAGCUAUGAAUAAGAUCAAAACUAUAAGUGAUGAAGACAAAACAUGGUUGUUGGUUAAGUUGAAAGAUCUGGGCUUUACGGAAGACUCGCAAGUGGAUUGGGAGGAACUAUCCGCAUUGAUGCCUGGUAGGAGAUGGACAGGCACCGAGUUGAAGCUAUGCUACGAGAAGUUGAGAACUAGCGUCCGUCAGUAUAAAAAGAAACCCAUAAGCGAGAUCUGCAGAGAGUUGGUGGACUAUAACGACGGACCGACUAUUUUGUCGAAAAACUGA
Molecule: messenger RNA, 1863 nt
Organism: Eremothecium cymbalariae DBVPG#7215
Lineage: Eukaryota; Fungi; Ascomycota; Saccharomycetes; Saccharomycetales; Saccharomycetaceae
Gene: REB1
Product: DNA-binding protein REB1
Exons: 1
Coding region: 1-1863 (620 amino acids)
Biological process (GO): regulation of DNA-templated transcription
Cellular component (GO): nucleus
Molecular function (GO): transcription cis-regulatory region binding; DNA-binding transcription factor activity
Source: RefSeq, a predicted model, not a curated record